GAUACAAUGUAUCAGCGGCACAGGGGAGCGACUGGAGAACGGGGUCUCAGUUCUGUGUGCGGGUGCAUGGAAGGUGGAUCUGAAUCAUGCGAUUUCCUUAUCUGAGAUGCUCCCUGCUCUUUAGUUUGACUGGAAGUACAUUGAGAGUAGCUACAUUAAAAUCAAAGCUAAGCGAAACCCAUGCGAGAGGCAUUCGAGUAACUUUUCCAGUCGUGGGAACAGCUAUUCGUUGCGGAUUUGUGCCAUGGACCUGGGUGGCCAGGGUGUGAUAAACAAAGUUUUAUGGUGCCAUAAUUACACAAUGGACAGCCUGAUGAUCAGAUAACAGACGGAGUUGUUCUUGUAUCAUCAUUAAACUUUGCAACUCGUUGAAAUGCAGACAUUCCUGAGACAUGGAGGAUAAGGAUUCUGAAACUUUGGAAACCAGUAAUACUCUAAUCAGUGACAGUUGGUAACUGUACAGCUUCUUAAAGAACUGCCAUUCUGACCAACAUGUAACAGUCACUAUUUGUCCUUGAUUGGUGGUGCAAGAUGACAUCAUUACAGUUUGGCCAUUGGUCCUAGUAUAAUGGUUUAUUCUCCACUUUUGACUGCACAUGCAGGGACCUCAAAUAGCACAAUUGUCAAUUCUGAACAUACCUAUUUCAACUCUUCAGCACAUGCUGUAAUUCACAAUGAGAUGGAACUCUCUGUUGCUGAAGGAUCUGCCACUUACAAAACUGCAGAAGGUAAUUCCAUGGAAAACAGCACAGCAAUUCCCACUCAGUCAGUCUAUGGGGGGAUAGGCCUUCCUGUGCAGAUCUUUCUUUCUGCCGUUCUAGUGGUAAUAGCUUUAAUUUCUUUCCUGGGAAACUUUAUUGUCUGUCUCAUGGUGUAUCAGAAAGCAGCCAUGCGAUCAGCUAUUAAUAUCCUUCUGGCAAGUUUAGCCUUUGCAGACAUGAUGCUUGCUGUAAUGAAUAUGCCCUUUGCCCUCAUCACUGUUAAUACUACACACUGGAUCUUUGGUGAUAUUUUUUGCAGAGUGUCUGCCAUGUUUUUCUGGCUUUUUGUGAUAGAGGGAGUUGUUAUCUUGCUUAUAAUUAGCAUUGAUCGCUUUCUCAUCAUAGUUCAACGUCAAGACAAAUUGAAUCCCUACCGUGCUAAGCUGCUCAUUGCCAUCUCAUGGGGUAUGGCUUUUUGUAUGGCCUUUCCCCUUGCCGUUGGUAGUCCACACCUGCCAGUGCCACCUCGCGCUCCACAGUGCGUAUUUGGAUAUUCUACAGAUUCUGGUUAUCGGGCUUAUGUUUUGUUAAUAAUAAUUAUGUUCUUCUUCAUCCCAUUCAUGCUGAUGUUGUACUCUUUCAUGGGUAUCCUCAACACGGUCCGGCAUAAUGCUAUUCGGAUCCAUAGCAGUUCAGAUAGCAUUUGUUUGGGCCAAGCCAGUAAGCUUGGACUCAUGAGCCUGCAGAGACCCUGCCAACUAAGCAUUGACAUGAGCUUCAAAACACGUGCCUUCACUACCAUCCUGAUCCUCUUCAUUGUCUUCACCUUCUGCUCAGCGCCAUUCACCACAUACAGCCUUGUUUCUACUUUCAGCAGUAGUUUUUAUCAUAAAGGUAACUUUUUUGAGAUAAGCACGUGGCUCCUUUGGUUAACCUACCUCAAAUCUGCACUCAACCCAUUAAUUUACUAUUGGAGGAUUAAAAAAUUCCGUGAUGCUUGCUUAGAGCUGAUGCCAAAAACCUUUAAGUUCUUGCCACAGCUGCCAGGACGUACUAGAAGGCGAAUUCGUCCAAGUGCCAUUUACGUUUGUGGAGAGCAUCGAUCUGUGGUUUAAGAUAGAAGACCUGAUAUUUUGUUUUAAAUAUCUUCUUUACUGCCAUCACACAACUUGCCAAUUAAUUUCCCCAAGAUUUCCUUCUUA
Molecule: messenger RNA, 1903 nt
Organism: Hemiscyllium ocellatum (epaulette shark)
Lineage: Eukaryota; Metazoa; Chordata; Chondrichthyes; Orectolobiformes; Hemiscylliidae
Gene: gpr63
Product: G protein-coupled receptor 63
Exons: 4
Coding region: 569-1816 (415 amino acids)
Biological process (GO): G protein-coupled receptor signaling pathway
Cellular component (GO): membrane
Molecular function (GO): G protein-coupled receptor activity
Source: RefSeq, a predicted model, not a curated record